This is a messenger RNA of Galendromus occidentalis (western predatory mite), 1191 nucleotides long. Its product is annotated as heat shock 70 kDa protein cognate 4. Gene Ontology annotation, molecular function: ATP-dependent protein folding chaperone; ATP binding. The record is from RefSeq and is a predicted model, not a curated record. The transcript has 2 exons. NCBI's taxonomy places the organism in Eukaryota, Metazoa, Arthropoda, Arachnida, Mesostigmata, Phytoseiidae. Bases 137 to 1141 code for a protein of 334 amino acids.
AUCAUUCUUGCUUGAACUAGCGAGUGCCCAGUUGAACGCUCAGUACAGCGCGUAUUUCCAAACGUGAAUUCUCACUCUGUGGGAAAACAACUCCUGAAACUCUUGUGAACCUUUUUUCGUGCAUUCAACAUCCACAAUGGUGAAAGGACCCGCGAUCGGAAUCGAUCUGGGAACCACCUAUUCUUGUGUUGGUGUAUUCCAACAUGGGAAAGUCGAGAUCAUCGCCAAUGAACAAGGUAACCGAACAACUCCCUCGUAUGUUGCCUUCACCGACACCGAACGACUCAUCGGUGAUGCUGCCAAGAACCAGGCCGCCAUGAACCCUGAGAACACAGUCUUCGACGCCAAACGACUCAUCGGACGACGUUACGACGACACCAGCAUUCAGGGCGACAUGAAACAUUGGUCAUUCCAAGUGAAGAACGACGGAGGCCGACCGAAGAUUCAGGUGGACUUCAAAGGAGAGCGCAAAUCUUUCUACCCGGAAGAAAUUUCGUCGAUGGUUCUGACGAAAAUGCGCGAAACCGCUGAAGCCUACUUGGGACAACCUGUUCGUGACGCUGUCAUCACAGUUCCUGCUUACUUCAACGACUCGCAACUCGGUGUAUUCGAUCUGACGGGACUAGCUCCAGCUCCGAGAGGUGUUCCUCAAAUCGAAGUCACAUUCGAUAUCGACGCGAACGGAAUCCUCAACGUUUCGGCCGAGGACAAGUCUUCCGGGAAGCAGAACAAAAUAACCAUCAACAACGACAAAGGAAGACUCUCGAAGGAAGACAUCGAUCGCAUGGUCAACGAAGCCGAAAAAUACCGCGAUGAGGACGAGAAGAUGAAGAAGAAAAUCGCGGCGAAGAAUGCUCUCGAAGCUUACUGCUUCAGUCUGAAAGGAACCUUCGAGACGGACUACGACAAGAUCAAGGACAAAGUCCCCGAAUCAGAGAAGAACUCGGUCCUCGAGCGUAUUCGGGAGACUCUCCAAUGGCUCGACGCGAACCAACUAGCGGAGACCGAUGAGUAUGAGCACAAGCAGAAGGAGCUGGAGCAAUUCUGCCGACCCAUCGUUUCCAAAAUCUACCAGGGAAGCGCAUCAGGAUCAGGACCCAUGCCGUCAGCUGGAGGUCCCACGGUGGAGGAAGUAGAUUAGGUAUUAUUAGUGGAAGAUAGUCCAGUAUAUCAUGAAUCAUGAUGUCAGUA